AUGAGCGCGCGGAUUGGGGCGGGCGCUGCGGUGACACGGCGACGACGGCUGCGUGACGCCGAGCCCAGCGAGGUGGAGUGGCGGCUGAUGGUGGCGCAGCUGCACGAGCUCAAGGGGGACCUCGCCAAGGCAGAGCGUCAGUUCAGGGAGCCCCUGGCAGAGGAGCCCCUCCUCGUCUGGGCUCUCCAUGGACUUGCACUAUGUAUGCAGAAGAAACUUGAAGGCCCUACUGUUUUUGAAAUGCUUGAGAAUGCUUUGCAGCUUGCAACUUCAGAGAAAAGGGUCCUGGAAGAGCGCAACAUAAAGCUUUUGAUCGCACAAAUGCAUGUUGUCAUGGGUCAGUUGGAUGUUGCAUCUGAGAAACUACAAAAUCUUAUAAAUGAGGAUCCUCGAGAUUUUCGGUCUCACCUUUGCCAGGGCAUUGUGUAUGCACUUUUAGACAGAAAAGAAGACACAGAUAAGCAGUUUGAUAUUUACAGAAGCCUUGUGCCGGAUAAAUUCCCAUAUAAGAGUUUUAUCAGUGAUGUUAUACUAGCAGCUAGAAUGGAGUCACAUGAUCGGCUACAAAAGGAAUUUGAAUCUGAGUUCCAAACGAAGAAAUGA
Messenger RNA from Miscanthus lutarioriparius, 603 nucleotides. The record is from the annotation of a GenBank genome assembly. Lineage: Eukaryota; Viridiplantae; Streptophyta; Magnoliopsida; Poales; Poaceae.